AAAUUAUGGCUGAUCUGAUUUGGUGUUAAACAGCCUGUACGCGGGUAUAUAAAUUGUUAGAUCUUCCAUAUUAAAAUCUCGGUGGCGAUUCUUCCACCAUCACCAAACCUUUUCAUCGAACAUCAGCCAAUUCAAGUUCGAACAUUCUGUCUUCCUCCAAGUUCUUAUUUAUGUUUCGCUGCGCUCACAUUGUGCAAGUUCAGAAUGGGUCGCUUUCAAGAUCUUCAGAAUGGCGGUAAUGACGAGAACUUGCUUGUUUCUAGUCUUGACUGUUGUCAGCUUCCAGAGCCCACUCAACUACGUCAAGCUUGAGACCGAAUCCCGUUCUGUCGUUCUUUCACCUCUAUCAUCUGAUCAUAGCAACGCCUUCAAUUCAAACGAAAACGUCAAGCAAGCGACUGCGAAAAUGGCAACCAAGACAGACGAACAAUCUCCAAGCUUAGUUCUACAAGAACGUGCCAGCUCGACUCCGACAAUCUACAUCAAAUUCAAUGCCUCAGACUGCAACAUCGAAGGCUCUGUCGGGUCCGCCAUGACGCCUGGCGCUCUCUCCACCAAGCCAACCGACUUGAACAGCGUCCUGGACUGCCAGAUGCUCUGCCAGCGCACCGCGACUUGCUAUUCCUACAGCUGGCAAACGACGACCGAGAGUGCAUGUCGGUGUACGAUGUACAAUACGUGGAUUGGACAUACGCCGGGUGCUGUGGAUACGGGGGAGACGGGGAUUUGGUUUAGUGAUAAGCAUGUUGUGGAUGGGACUAUAUGGUGUUAUUCUAGUACGCCGUUUAUGGCGAGUGGGAUACCGGGAACACCGAUUAUUAUCACUUGAGAGUGAAUGGGUGCUACUGUAUGAUUUUGCGUAGGGUUUGCGUUCAUUCGGAUGCUUUGUUUGUUG
Molecule: messenger RNA, 895 nt
Organism: Mollisia scopiformis
Lineage: Eukaryota; Fungi; Ascomycota; Leotiomycetes; Helotiales; Mollisiaceae
Exons: 1
Coding region: 230-829 (199 amino acids)
Source: RefSeq, a predicted model, not a curated record